AUGGGCCUCGGCGUACUUGACGACCGACAUCUGGAGCAUGUCCCCGGCACGGCGCUACUCACAGAUGUAGUUGAUGCCGAUGCUCACCACCACCACGGCGACCUGGACACUACAGUACUGCGACACGCGCAGAAAAAUGGCAAGGACUCGGAUGUCUUACUCGUACCGCAGCCUUCGAGGAGCCCAAAUGAUCCGCUGAACUGGCCGCUGUGGAAGAAGGAUCUGAUGUUAUUCAUUAUCUGUAUCGACACUGCCGUCGUGGGUGCCUGGGGACCUAUGAUCUCGCCUGGCUAUGGUCUUAUGUCCGAGCAGUUCCACAUGUCAUACAACGCGUUGAACGGGGGACUUGGCUGGGGUAUCUUCUUGAUCGGCAUCUCAUGUUUCUUCACCAACGCAAUGGCGGUCGUCUGGGGCCGACGUCCAAUCUUUCUCCUCGGCAACCUCUUGCUAUUCAUUAGCAGUCUGUGGGGCUAUUUUGCGCACUCUUACGGUUCCUUGCUGGCAUCUCGUUUGAUCGGCUGCAUCGGCAUGUCUCCGUUCGAAGUGCUUGUCACUACCACCAUCGCCGACAUAUACUUCGUACAUCAGCGUGGUCUCCGUUUGGCUAUGUGGGGACUGUGUCUCUCAGUGGGCGUUGGUGGUGGCGGCAUAAUCAGUGGCUAUAUCAUCCAAGACCUUGGAUGGAACUGGACCUAUGGUAUUUGCGCCGUGCUGUACGGUGUCUUCAUCCCAGUACUCUUCUUUUUCUGCCCCGAGACAGCGUACAGGAGAGAUGCGGUCUUCAAUACCGACCAGGGCACCGAAGACCGUGCAGAGCAUCUUGCCGAGGAGAAGCUCGCUAGACUUGACGAGAAGAACGAGACAGUUGAGUCGCUUGACCGCAUCGAGACCAACAUCACCUGGUCUGAACCAAAGGCCAGCUAUUGGGAUGAUCUCAAAAUCUUUCAUGGCCGGCAAUGCGAUGAUGCAUAUUGGAAGGUCUUGGUCAGACCACUAUUCAUGCUGGUCUUUCCGCAGGUCUUAUUCUCCUUCUUCGCCUACGGCCUCACUACCUCCUGGCUGAUUGUCGUGGGCAGCGUGCUUGCGCAGCUGUUCAGUGCGCCUCCGUACAACUUCUCAGUCUCAGCAAUUGGCCUGGUCUCGCUAUCAGCGUUGAUAGGAUCCAUUCUUGGUGCUUUUGUCACGGGACCAACAGCUGACUGGGUCGUGAAGUUCAUGUCUCGGCGCAACAAAGGUGUCUAUGAGCCCGAAUUUAGACUAACGCUCAUUGUUGUCGUCCUCAUCCUUGGCGGCUUGUCAUUCUUCGGGUUCGGGCUAUCACUUCAGGCUCACGAUCCGUGGAUUGCCCCUGUCAUCUUCUACGGUAUACAGUACUUUAGCGUCGGCUUCAUGAACAUCGCAGUCUAUGGCUACCUAACGGAUUGCCAUCGGGACAAAGCGCCGGAGGCAUUUGCAGCCAUCAACUUACGCAACAUUUACUCCUUCGGCAUGAACUACUUCAUCUCGUCUUGGUUGAUGUCACAGGGUCCUGGAGAGGUGUUCAGCAUUGUUGGAGGGGUACACGUCUUCAUCUGCUUGUGCGCGAUUCCGAUGUAUAUCUUUGGAAAGAGAUGCCGCAGCUGGACAAGUAGAGCGAAGAUCUUUCAAGUAGUGAUGCGGGCUUGA
Recurvomyces mirabilis is the source of this 1665-nucleotide messenger RNA. RefSeq lists its product as uncharacterized. Gene Ontology annotation, biological process: transmembrane transport. The record is from RefSeq and is a predicted model, not a curated record. The transcript has 5 exons. Gene Ontology annotation, molecular function: transmembrane transporter activity. Bases 1 to 1665 code for a protein of 554 amino acids. Gene Ontology annotation, cellular component: plasma membrane. Lineage: Eukaryota; Fungi; Ascomycota; Dothideomycetes; Mycosphaerellales; Teratosphaeriaceae.